Molecule: messenger RNA, 2453 nt
Organism: Pelobates fuscus (common spadefoot toad)
Lineage: Eukaryota; Metazoa; Chordata; Amphibia; Anura; Pelobatidae
Gene: POMGNT1
Product: protein O-linked mannose N-acetylglucosaminyltransferase 1 (beta 1,2-)
Exons: 22
Coding region: 135-2171 (678 amino acids)
Biological process (GO): protein O-linked glycosylation via N-acetylgalactosamine
Cellular component (GO): Golgi membrane
Molecular function (GO): beta-1,3-galactosyl-O-glycosyl-glycoprotein beta-1,3-N-acetylglucosaminyltransferase activity
Source: RefSeq, a predicted model, not a curated record
UCAGUCGCCGCUGAUGCUGUAAGGGGAGAUGAUGAGAGGAGGCGCCGGCCGGAGGGAAGAGACUGAUCUUAGAGCUAGAGCCCCGGACAGCCUGAAGGACUCAUGCUGCCAUUUAAGAACAAAGGGGACUGUGGAUGCCCCCUUCUAGAGGAAGCAGACUGAUGCAGCCAAACCAUCAAAACCCCACACCCAGCCCAGAGGAAAUGGAUGAGUGGGAUCCUAACUCUCAUGCAAAGCCCCCUCUCCCACACAAGAAACGGAGCUGGUACCUGGCCUGGAAAUACAAGAUGAGCAACCAAAGGGCUGUGCGGAGAAUGUGUCAGACUGUGGCUGUUCUGUUCCUGCUUGUAACUGUGAUUGUAAACAUCAAGCUAAUCCUGGACACAAGGCGAGCAGUGAAUGACGAAGAUGUGGAUCAAGAGUAUGAUGAUGUUGUGCAGAAUGUUGAAUCCCCUCGUCGACCAGCUGGUGGGAAAAAAGUUCUGGACAUCGAAGUCUACUCUAGCAGAUCAAAGGUUUACAUAGCGGUCGAUGGCACUACGGUUCUUGAAGAUGAAGCGAGAGAACUUGGACGAGGCAUCCAUGUCAUUGUGUUGAAUCAAGCAACGGGCCAUGUGAUGGCAAAGAGAGUCUUUGAUACUUAUUCUCCACACGAGGAUGAAGCUAUGGUGCUUUUUCUUAACAUGGUGGCUCGUGGGCGCAUUUUGAUAUUUACAGUUAAGGAUGAAGGUUCCUUCCACCUGAAAGAUACUGCCCGGAAUGUUCUGAAAAGCCUUGGGAGCCAAAUUGUGGCAUCUCUGGGUUGGAGAGACAUGUGGACGUUUGUAGUAAAGAAAGGGGGACACAUUUUUGGAGAGAAACAUUCCAAAUCCCCAGCCCUGUCCACGUGGGGGGAUCCAGUCCUUCUGAAGACAGACAUCCAACUUGUGCCACCUGAAGAAGCAGAAUGCCACUGGCCAGAUACGGAGCUCAACAGAAGGAGGAGAAGAUUUUGUAGCAAAGUGGAGGGAUAUGGCAGCGUUUGCAGCUGCAAAGACCCAACUCCUAUUGAAUUUAACCCAAUUCCUCUUAAAGAAAACAAGGUCUCGAAUGUGCCAGUGGCUGUUAUUGCAGGAAACCGACCAAACUAUCUGUACAGGAUGCUGCGUUCUCUGCUUUCUGCUCAGGGAGUGACCCCGCAGAUGAUCACCGUUUUCAUAGAUGGCUAUUAUGAGGAACCCAUGGACGUGGUGGAGUUAUAUGGUUUAAAGGGCAUCCAGCACACCCCGAUCAGCAUUAAGAAUGCACGUGUGACCCAGCAUUACAAAGCGAGCUUGACGGCCUCAUUUAACCUGCAUCCUGAUGCCAAGUUUGUGAUUGUCCUUGAAGAAGAUCUGGACAUUUCUAUAGACUAUUUCAGUUUCCUGAGUCAAACAAUUCACUUACUGGAAGAGGAUGAGAGUCUGUAUUGUAUCUCUGCUUGGAAUGAUCAGGGAUAUGAACAUACUGCUGAGGAUCCAUCCCUCCUGUAUAGAGUGGAGACCAUGCCUGGCUUGGGGUGGGUUUUACGAAAGAACCUGUAUAAGGAUGAACUAGAACCAAAGUGGCCAACUCCAGAAAAACUAUGGGACUGGGAUAUGUGGAUGAGAAUGCCUGAACAAAGAAAGGGCAGGGAAUGCCUUAUCCCAGAUGUUUCAAGAUCAUAUCAUUUUGGCAUUGUAGGACUUAACAUGAAUGGCUAUUUCCACGAAGCUUAUUUUAAAAAACACAAGUUCAACACCGUUCCAAAUGUACAGAUGAUGAACGUGGAAAGCUUGAAAAAAGACGCCUACGAGAUAGAAAUCCACAGAAUACUAAGUGAGGCCGAGUUGUUGGAUCACAGCAAAAAUCCUUGUGAGGAUUCCUUCAUCCCAGACACUGAGGGAAAAACCUAUGUUAUGUAUAUCCGGAUGGAGCAAGAAGCGGAUUUUACCACGUGGACUCAGCUUGCAAAGUGCCUGCAUGUGUGGGACCUGGAUGUCAGAGGUAACCACAGGGGGCUUUGGCGUCUUUUUAGAAAGAAGAACCAUUUUCUGGUGGUUGGGUGCCCUUUCUCUCCAUAUGCGGCUAAGAAACCUUCUUCUGUAACUCCGAUUUACAUUGAACCUCCGCCCAAAGAGGAAGUUGCUGCACCUGGGCUUGAUCAGUCCUGACCACUGAAUCUAAAAUGGUCUAUAUAAUGCCGUCCAGUCACCAGGGGGUGCGUCCUCCAGCAGUGCUUUCUGGGACCUGUGAGAAAUGUCUUUAAUAUAUUACAGAUCUCACGAGACACGGAACUGCACCGUCCGAUCUUGUAGCAUUUUUUUUUUUGUAAACUCUCAAUUUCUUUUUUUUUUUUUUCUUUUUUUUUAUGCUGGGUUGAUCAACUGAUAUUUUGCAGACUUUUCAUGGAAGGGAAAUUGGAAUGUUGGCAUUAUUCCAAUUUUAAUGGAAAA